GAGCCGCGGCCAUGACGGGCAGCGAUGAGGGCGGGAGCGGCCCCGCGGCGCCCCGCGUCCGGCCGCGGCUUGGAGCCUCGGCGUGAGGGCGUCUGUGCGCUCUGCCUCCCCCAGCGCCUCGCCGCGGGGCCGGGCGGACAUGGCCAGCCCCGACCAGUGGGAGCGCCAGAAGACGCUACAGCCGGACGCGGUGCGUGUGUGUGAGGCGCCAAUGAUCGACCUGAAUGUUCACAAAGACACACAGCUUGUGAAAAAAACUGUGGACAUGAAAAGGCCUCGAUUUGAUGCAUCCUUGGUGCUUUUGACACGAAAAUUUAUGGCUCUUCUCAGAAAAGCUCCAGAUGGUGUCCUUGAUUUAAAUGAAGUAGCAACAACACUUGGAGUACGAAAACGAAGAGUAUAUGACAUCACCAAUGUGUUGGAUGGCAUCGACUUGAUUCAGAAAAGAUCUAAGAAUCAUAUCCAGUGGAUAGGUAACAGUCUUGACCAACUUAUUGGAAAAGCACCAGAGCAGCAGAACCUUAAAGAUGAACUUUCUGAUUUAUCAGCCAUGGAAGAAGCUCUUGAUGAAUUAAUCAAGAAUUGUGCUCAUCAGAUAUUUGAACUAACAGAUGACAAAGAAAAUGCAAAACUAGCUUAUGUGACGUACCAAGAUAUCCGAAGCAUUCAGGCAUUUCAGGAACAGAUUGUGAUUGCAAUCAAAGCUCCAGAGGAAACCAAAUUGGAAAUACCAGUUCCUAAAGACGAUCACAUAGAAGUACAUGUGAAGAGCACAAAAGGACCCAUUGACGUGUAUCUAUGUGAGGUGGAAAAAGAGAAUCCAGGUGCCGAAACUUGUGAAGAUAUGGAUACUGUCCCUAUCUAGUGAAACUGAGACAUUCAUUUUAUCCUGAUGAAGUGAGAUCUUCGAUGGAAGAGAAAAAAACAUUUGAGAUGCUAGAUUAAUUACAACACAAAAAUCUAAUAUAGAAUGCAAAUAUCUGUGUUAUAGGGCUUUUCCAAACUGCUUGGAUCUGCAAAUUUCGUAACCUGAAAUGUUUCAAAAUGUUUUAAAAAUCCAGCAGUGGAUUGGUUGAGUGCUUUCACAGGAUUGCUUAUCUUCCCAAGUCAAAAGACAACAGUUUCUGGAGUUGCAUUUAGGAGCUUUGUUUUCUUAAUUGCAUGUGACCUACAGAGACUUGGGAAAACAGUUUUUUACCUUAAAUUUUUAAUUGACAGAAAACAAAGAUAAUUAAUUACUUCUAAAAAUUAAGGUUGGAGAACAAUUUCUGGAACGGUCCACAAUCUGCAUGAGAAUGUAUAAAAUGAAGAAAUGCACUUUUCAGUUCUGAGGCAGCACUACUAAGCAGGAUUGUCAAAUACAAGUGUAACAAAGAACUGGUGUAUUGGAAGCCUUUGCUAUAAAGAACAAGAUGUAAAUAUCCCAGGAGUUAUGCUUUACACCGUGUAAGUGCUGUUUGCAUCCAGCUCUACAUGAACUAUGGUAUCAACACUGAAGUGAAAUAAUUGGGCUUUGUGUACAUACUUGUAUAAUUUCUAGGUAGUUACUGAUGUACAUUUAUUGAGAUGGUUUGCAUUUUUGCCUCUGUACAGCAAAGAAAUAAAAUAAGCUUACAAAAAUAUGAAAUAGUGUAAUGAAACAUGUUGGGUUGCCUUUGCUGCAGUUCACUGAGUAACUACAAGCAUUUAAAAUUAUGUGAAAAUUUAAAAUCUGUUUACAUGGUACUGUCAGAUAACACUUAGGUCUGGAUCUUGUGAUGCCACAGUACUGUAGCUAUUUUCAGAAGAAUAAUCGAUAACUGCUUAAAUUGGUCCAUUCCAGUUUCUGGAGUUUACAUACAGCAGAAGCUUAGUGGAGUAUCAUGACAUCUUUGUGGCUCAGCUUGCAAAAGUAUGUAAAAUACUUUAGGACUAUGUCUGUAUUACCAUAUUUCGUAUCCAUAGAACAAAGCUGACAAAUUUGUAUACUGGAUUUUCUAAGGGAGUGAACUGUCAUUGUACAAAUGCUGCGCAUGGGCUCACUUCAUCCCAGUAUGGUUUCUGCAGGGGUGGGUUGGCAGGUUUGGUUUUAAAUGGGAAGUCCCAAGUCCUUGUGUCACACAGUAUUGACAACUAUACAUCUACUCACAAGUGAGACCAUCAAAGCUAAUUAAACCCUGUGUGUUCUAGCCAGCAGCUCUGCAGCUAUGCACUGAAAUUAAAUGCCCUAUGUUCUACAGUACAAAUAAGGUGGUACAGGUGACACUGAUGAGCAUAAAUAUACCUAAAUACAGAUUGAGAAUUAACUCAGUUUUCCACAAGGUUCCCUAAUUCUUCAAAAUGCAUAGUAGUAUACUUUGCAAAUGUGGGAAAAAACACCAAAUGCAAUCUUGUGUCAGAAAGUAAUCUUGAAUUUUUAUAUCUGUACUGUCAACUUCUGACUCCAGAAUACAGGAAUUCUGGAAAAAUUAGGAUACUAUUUUUUUUUUUUGUCUAUGAAAUUCAAACUACAGGCUGAGCUGUAAUAAUAAUAAAUAAAAGCAAAGUGACAGCACAAUUAAUACAUAGAACAUGGCAAAAAAGAGGAAGGUGCUCCUCCAGUGUAGCUGGGAGUGAGGGUUAAAAGGAAGAAAGCAUUUUUUUGCACAGGAGAAUUGUCCUUUUCCUUCAGUGACUGGUUUCUGUUCAGAUCGCAAACUCUAUUUGAUGUUUUACAUCACCGUUCUGUUUUGGUGAGGUGGGGAGACCUGUGCCAAAGAGAAGCAUUGAUUCCCCUUAUAUUGAUUCCCCUUAACUCAUUGUCCUGAGUUCAGCAACUCAGGACAAUGUUUCCCAUAAAACCUAUAAAAAUUUGCAACACUUAACUAAUUCUAAAUGCUGUAUGUCAGGGUGGGUUUUUGUUACAUGAUCAUAACAUCCUAGAAUGGUUAGGGUUGAAAGGGACCUUGAAGGUCACAUAAUUCCAACGCCCCUGCUUUGGGCAGGGACAGCUUCCCUUCAUCACAGAAUUAUUUAAGUUGGAAAGACCUCCAAGACUAUCAACUCCAACCUUUGACCAAACACCACAAUGUCAAGUAGUCUAUAGCGCUGAGUUUCAGAUCUAGUCAUUCCUUGAACUCCCCUAGGGAUGGUGACUCCACCACCUCUCAGUGGAAGCACCUUCCAGUGCUUCACAGUUCUUUCAGUGAAGAAAUUCUUCCUGACGUCCAACCUGAAUCUCCCUGGUGCAGCUUGAGGCCAUUUCCUCUAAUGCUGGUUGCUCAAAGCCCCAUCCAACCUGGCCUUGAACGCUUCCAGAGAUGAUAAGGCAUUCACAGCUUCUCUUGGCAACCUGUUCUAGUGCCUUCCCACCCUCAUAAUAAAGAAUUUCUUCCUAAUAUUUAAUCUAAACCGACCCUCUAAUUCUUAGCCAUUACCUACUAUAGAGUAAGGAAGUACAUUUUUACAAAAUAACCAUCUUAAAAAUGUUGAGGAAGUUUGUCUUCAACAGUGGGACAAUCCAUUUAAAUGAAACAUUGUGAUUUUUCAUGUUGAACAAAUCUCUAGUGGUUGUUUUUCCUCACUCAUUUGUACAGGUUUUCUAGCAGUAUAAUUAAUGCUUUUAGCCACACAAUUGUCACAGUGAAAUGGAAGAAGCUGUAAUAUGACAAUUACACUGCUACUAUUUUAUGAAAUGCAUCUGUUGUUUUAAUAUUGCACCUUUAGCAGAAUGAAUAGACUUUUGAAGAUUAAACCACUGCUUUUGCUACUUGGUUAC
Messenger RNA from Serinus canaria (Common canary), 3736 nucleotides. RefSeq names its product E2F transcription factor 6 (gene E2F6). Gene Ontology annotation, molecular function: DNA-binding transcription factor activity, RNA polymerase II-specific; protein dimerization activity; RNA polymerase II cis-regulatory region sequence-specific DNA binding. The coding region runs from base 140 to 865 and encodes 241 amino acids. Gene Ontology annotation, biological process: regulation of transcription by RNA polymerase II. The record is from RefSeq and is a predicted model, not a curated record. The transcript is spliced from 7 exons. Lineage: Eukaryota; Metazoa; Chordata; Aves; Passeriformes; Fringillidae. Gene Ontology annotation, cellular component: RNA polymerase II transcription regulator complex.